Sturnus vulgaris (Common starling) is the source of this 6256-nucleotide messenger RNA. The record is from RefSeq and is a predicted model, not a curated record. Lineage: Eukaryota; Metazoa; Chordata; Aves; Passeriformes; Sturnidae.
AUGAUCGCAGGCUUUUGUGCUGGCACUGAGAACAAGCUGAGCUCCCUGUCUGACCUGGAGCAGCAGUACCGUGCCCUGCGCAAGUACUAUGAGAACUGCGAGGUCGUGAUGGGCAACCUGGAGAUCACCAGCAUUGAGCACAACAGAGACCUCUCCUUCCUGAGGUCUAUCCGAGAAGUCACAGGCUACGUGUUGGUGGCUUUGAACCAGUUUGAAUACCUGCCCCUGGAGAACCUGCGCAUCGUCCGCGGGACCAAGCUCUACGAGGAGCGAUACGCUCUGGCCAUAUUCCUUAACUACAGGAAGGAUGGCAACUUUGGCCUCAGGGAGCUUGGCUUGAGGAACCUGACGGAGAUACUGAAUGGAGGGGUUUAUGUUGGCCAGAACAAGUUCCUGUGCUUUGCAGACACCAUUCAUUGGCAAGACAUCGUGCGAAAUCCCUGGGCCUCCAACUUCACCCUGGUUCCAACAAAUGGCAGCUCAGGAUGUGGUCGGUGCCACAAGUCCUGCACAGGACGGUGCUGGGGACCAACAGAGAAUCACUGCCAGACCUUGACGAAGACUGUGUGUGCAGAGCAGUGUGACGGGCGCUGCUACGGGCCCUACGUCAGCGACUGCUGCCACCGCGAGUGCGCCGGCGGCUGCUACGGACCCAAGGACACCGACUGCUUCGCCUGUAUGAAUUUCAAUGACAGUGGUGCUUGUGUCACACAGUGCCCCCAGACCUUUGUGUACAACCCCACCACCUUCCAGCUGGAGCACAAUCACAAUGCCAAGUACACCUAUGGGGCUUUCUGUGUCAAGAAGUGCCCACACAACUUUGUGGUCGAUUCCAGCUCCUGUGUCCGGGCAUGUCCGAGCUCCAAGAUGGAGGUUGAAGAAAAUGGCAUUAAGAUGUGCAAGCCCUGCACUGACAUUUGUCCUAAAGCAUGUGAUGGCAUUGGGACAGGGAGUUUGGUGUCAGCUCAGACAGUGGAUUCCAGCAACAUUGACAAGUUUGUAAACUGUACCAAGAUCAAUGGCAACCUUAUCUUCCUUGUCACUGGGAUUCAUGGAGACCCGUAUCACACAAUCGCUGCCAUCAAUCCAGAGAAAUUAAACAUCUUCCAAACAGUGAGAGAGAUAACAGGGUAUUUGAACAUACAGUCAUGGCCUGAGAAUAUGACAGACUUCAGGGUGUUUUCUAACUUGGUUACCAUCGGUGGGAGAGCUCUCUAUAGUGGCCUUUCCUUGCUCAUCCUAAAGCAACAAGGCAUCACUUCCCUGCAGUUCCAAUCCUUGAAGCAAAUCAGUGCUGGCAACAUCUACAUCACGGACAACAGCAACCUGUGCUACUACCACACAGUCAACUGGAGCAGCCUGUUCAGCACCCCCAGCCAGAAGACGGUGAUCCACAGGAACAAAAGGGCAGAGAACUGCACUGCUGAUGGGAUGGUGUGCAAUGAGCUGUGCUCCAGUGAUGGCUGCUGGGGGCCAGGGCCAGACCAGUGCCUGUCCUGCAAGCGUUUCAUCAGGGGCAGGACCUGCAUCGACUCCUGCAACCUCUACGAUGGGGAAUUCCGGGAAUUUGCAAAUGGUUCUGUCUGUGUGGAGUGUGAUCCCCAGUGUGAAAAGAUGGAGGAAAACAUGAUCACAUGCUACGGGCCGGGACCUGACCACUGCACCAAGUGUUUCCAUUUCAAGGAUGGUCCAAACUGUGUGGAGAAAUGUCCUGAUGGCUUGCAGGGGGCCAACAGCUUCAUUUUCAAGUACGCCGAUGAGGAUCGGGAGUGCCAUCCGUGCCACCCAAACUGCACCCAAGGGUGCAUAGGGCCACACCUGGAGGACUGCAUUGGGCUGAUGGAUAGGUGUAGAGGCCCCGCUAGUCAUGACUGCAUUUUCUAUCCAUGGACACGGCAGUCCACCCUGCCCCAGCACGCUAGAACCCCCCUGAUUGCUGCAGGAGUCAUUGGUGGCCUCUUCAUCAUCGUCAUCAUGGGCCUGACGUUCGCCGUGUACGUUCGGCGCAAGAGCAUCAAGAAGAAGAGAGCACUGAGAAGGUUCCUGGAGACUGAGCUUGUGGAGCCCUUGACCCCGAGCGGCACGGCGCCCAACCAAGCACAGCUCCGCAUCCUGAAGGAGACAGAGCUCAAGAGAGUCAAGGUCCUGGGCUCUGGAGCCUUUGGAACAGUGUACAAGGGGAUCUGGGUCCCUGAGGGAGAAACAGUGAAGAUUCCUGUGGCCAUUAAGAUCCUUAAUGAGACCACUGGUCCAAAAGCCAAUGUGGAGUUCAUGGAUGAAGCUCUCAUCAUGGCCAGCAUGGACCACCCACACCUGGUGAGACUCCUGGGCGUCUGCUUGAGCCCCACCAUCCAGCUGGUCACUCAGCUGAUGCCUCAUGGCUGCCUCCUGGAUUAUGUCCAUGAACAUAAGGAUAAUAUUGGCUCCCAGCUCCUGCUGAACUGGUGUGUCCAAAUAGCUAAGGGAAUGAUGUACCUGGAAGAGAGGAGACUCGUCCACCGGGACUUGGCAGCCCGAAAUGUCCUGGUGAAAUCACCAAACCAUGUGAAAAUCACUGACUUUGGCUUGGCCAGGCUUUUGGAAGGGGAUGAAAAGGAGUAUAAUGCCGAUGGGGGAAAGAUGCCAAUUAAGUGGAUGGCUCUGGAGUGCAUACACUACAGGAAAUUCACCCAUCAGAGUGAUGUGUGGAGCUAUGGAGUCACCAUCUGGGAGCUGAUGACGUUUGGUGGGAAGCCCUACGAUGGAAUCCCAACUCGAGAGAUCCCCGACCUGCUGGAGAAGGGAGAGCGGCUGCCGCAGCCCCCGAUCUGCACCAUUGAUGUUUAUAUGGUCAUGGUGAAGUGCUGGAUGAUUGAUGCUGAUAGUCGGCCAAAAUUCAAGGAGCUGGCUGCUGAAUUCUCUAGAAUGGCUCGAGAUCCUCAGAGAUACCUGGUAAUUCAGGGAGAUGAUCGUAUGAAGCUCCCAAGCCCAAAUGACAGCAAGUUCUUCCAAAAUCUUCUUGAUGAAGAAGACCUGGAAGAUAUGAUGGAUGCUGAAGAGUACCUUGUUCCUCAAGCGUUCAACAUUCCUCCUCCCAUCUACACCUCCAGGACAAGAAUUGAUUCCAACAGGAACCAGUUUGUGUACCGGGAUGGUGGCUACACUGCGGAGGUGCCAAUGCCCUACAGGGCUCCAGGCUGCAUCAUUCCAGAGGCCCCAGCUGCUCAAGGGGCUACAGCAGAGAUAUUUGAAGACACCUGCUGCAAUGGCACGAUGCAGAAACAGGUGGCAAGCCUGGCAAAAGAGGACAGCAGCACCCAGAGGUACAGCGCUGACCCCACUGUCUUCAUUCCUGAGCGGGUCGUGCGGGGAGAGCUGGAUGAGGAUGGGUACAUGACACCGAUGAGAGACAAGCCCAAAACAGACUACCUAAACCCAGUGGAAGAGAACCCAUUUGUUUCCCGACGGAAGAACGGAGAUCUCCAAGCUGUGGACAACCCAGAGUACCACAACACUCCCAACGGGCAGCCCAAAGCAGAGGACGAGUACGUGAACGAGCCCUUGUACCUCAACACUUUCGCCAACACCUUGGAAAACGCCGAGUACCUGAAGAACAACUUGCCAGAGAAAGCCAAGAAGGCCUUUGACAACCCAGACUACUGGAACCACAGCCUGCCCCCACGGAGCACCCUCCAGCACCCGGAUUACCUGCAAGAGUACAGCACAAAAUACUUUUACAAACAGAACGGACGGAUCCGGCCCAUAGUGGCAGAGAAUCCCGAAUACCUCUCUGAGUUCUCCCUGAAGCCUGGCACUGUGCUGCCCCCACCGCCCUACAGACACCGGAAUACCGUGGUGUAGUGGCUGUGCUCUCACUCAAGUGGAAAGGCAAACCCCUUCUAGCUGCCUCACUCGUACUCUCUCACUCCCCCUUUCUCCCUGCCCUUGCCCGUCCUUCCUCCCUCCCUUCCCUCUCUUUCUCCCAUGAGCUUCCUCUUCUUGCCAGUUCACUCAUUUUUGAUAUUUCUAAGUGAAAGGAUGUCUUGGAGUUGGUUGCAGAUUGGGUUGGGAACCUGGAAGGAAGGAAGGAAGGGAAGAGACUGAAAGAAGGAGUGUACAACCUGGCCUUUCCCACUUUCAGCAGAUGCAGGGGGUUGGAUGCCCAGAGAAGCCAGGUGGUACCAGGACAGGCCAGUGGCAGUGCUGCUGUCGAGCUCGUUCACAGUGCUUCAACCAGACACUGUAGGGAAAGCCACAGAAAGGCUGAUUCCUUCAGCAGGAACUGAUGAGGGUCUGUACAGCAUUCCUGGAAAUCUCCAUGCAAUUUCCAUCAGGGCGAAAAAUGGACAAUUUUUAUAUCCUGUGUGAUAGCGUAGUAAUUGAGAUUGAGAAUCCAAUUUCUUUCUCUAACAGUUUCUAUCCCAGCAACUGGAAAUGGCUAACACAGCUUUUCAAAAACAUUCAGAUCUUCAUUGUGGCUUUCCAAGAAAUGAUGAUGUGACUCCCACAUACAGCUAAACCCUUCUUCUGAGCCACACCAUGAUUUCGUGCCAAUUCCCAGCCACAGAGACUCCUGCUCAGAACUGGUACCUGACAUGACCAUUUUUGUAUGUGUGCCAACACAACAAACACUUCAAACACAAAAUAUCAUUCAGAAGUGAGUAACAAAACCACACCUCCAAUAUGUUCCUUUUGAAGCUAAAAAAUCGGGCCAAGAAAUGAAGAUUUGUAUGCCAAAAGCUUUGCUUUCCUGUUUUAUACCUGCUGAUUAUAACCACUUCAAAAGAUUGUCACUAAUUCUUCCCUCUUUUUCUUCUUCGUGGUCAUGAAGGGAGCUGGGGAUGCUGUCAGGCAACACUGAGGACAAGACAGAGAGCUGAAGAGUCUGAUGUUCUAUGGGGUGGGGUGGGAAGGGUCCUUAAAACUGGAAGACAGACACUGGACUGGAGAAAACGCACAUAGCGGUUCACUGGAAAGUUAGUUUGCACUUAACCUCUGAUUUUAUUUGAACUGUUUUCUGGAUUUUGAAUGAAGCAAUAUGGAAGUGACCAGCAACAUACAAAAAUAAUAAUUUUAAAUUAAAAAAAAAAAAAAGAAAUAUAAAUUAUUUGUAAAGGGUGACUGUGGAAAUGCCAAAACGAAGCAAAUCAAGUCUUUGGAACAAUGUGUGCCACUUGUGAGAGGCCGAUGCAGUGACUGCUUCAGAGAAUACAGUGACAGAGCAGCCAGCUCUUCCUGCUGCUCUGUCAAGGACAGCAGAGCAAGCCCUGGAAAGGAUCAGGGGAGGCAAAUGUCCUGCUCUGGCUUGCAGCACAGCACAGAAUACCAUUUUUCUAAAAGGAGGAUUACUCUGGCACAGAAGACAGUGCAUAUGAGGUUUGAGAAGUCAAAAUGUGCAUGAUCUGCAGAGCUUUCUGUCAAAAAUGUAAAUAGGUAUGAGUCAGUCUCCUUGCACUUAGUUCUGCUUUUAUCAACCUCAGUUUUUAGGUAACACCCCCUGACCUGCUCCUCUUUGGAAAUCUCUUUCAAACCAGAGUUCUGGACGUUUUUAGUGACCUGGGGCAGAUGGAGCUGGGAAAGGAGGCGUAAGGGCCAGAGACACCAAGGCUUGCUUCUGGCACACCAAGACCGUGUGUCAGAGCAUUUGUGAGCCUACUUCCCACCAAACGUCUUAAGGAACUAUUAAGGAACCUCUGGAGAUCUGCCUGUCUCUGUCCAUCAGGGUUUUAAAGGGAAGAAACAAUACCUGGUGGAGAGCAAUGUCGGGUGAUGCAACAGUAUUUCAGUUUAUGCACCUCAGCUCUGCUAGGGCUGAGAUCUUUGGGGUUACCUAACCUGGCAACAAAACCAGCUACAGCCAGUGGUCUGGAAAUGGCAUCACCCUCCUCUAAAUCCCUACCAUUCCAACAGCUUGCCACCUUUAAUCUUAGGGAAGCAGAGGAAGGGAGUAAGAAACAAGCAAUAGUUACCUGAAGCUUGGUGGCUGCGGGUCAGCUUGACAAAGGUGUGAAGAGAUGUUAAACCUGGGUUGGUUGUUACCCUUGUAGGUGGAAAACAAACAGUGUGUGAUCACAAGGCUGGUUCAGCCAGCGAGCUGUUUGUGCACCAGGUGUGCCCAGGCCAGCUGCAACCAGGUGUGCAUCAAGCUGAAGGUUCUGAAAGCAGCAAGAACAGGUACAGUACACAGCUGAAGGUUCUGAAAGCAGCAAGAACAGAUCUUUGAGCUGUUCAAAGGAGAUCUUGGGUCAAGUGGUUUGUGGUGGUGAGACCAAAUGGC